Messenger RNA from Adineta steineri, 1785 nucleotides. The record is from the annotation of a GenBank genome assembly. Lineage: Eukaryota; Metazoa; Rotifera; Eurotatoria; Adinetida; Adinetidae.
AUGUCAUCGAUUGUCGCUCUAAUUAUUGGUACGGGUAGUGAAUUAGAAGAUAAAAUAAUUCACCAGUUAGCAAAAAAAGGUGUAUGUGUUUUAUUUUGUUCAGACAAUACCGCUAAACUAGAACAAUUAAUAAAGACAUUGAACGAUGAUGGUAUACAACCGAAAUUUGUUAUCCUUGAUACUAUCGAUCUUCAGACAGUUAAUGAACAAUUUGGAAAAUUAGAUAUUUUAAUUAAUGUUGGAAUAUUACAUGAUAAUGGUCAAUUUAAAAUCAAUAUUAUGACACGUCAAGGUUUUGAAGCAAAAGAUUUUUUUGAUACAUUAAGUUUAUCAGAAUCCUUUAUACCUUUACUACAUAAAUCUUCAUCGGGUUGCAUAGUUAAUGUAUAUGGUCAAGUAAAUGGUCAGAAUGCUAGAUCAAAUUUAUUAACUGGAUUAUUUCGUGAUUAUUCAUCGAAAAUUGCCUUACAUAAAUUUAUCGACCAAUUUAAUAAGAAAUUUCAUAACACAAAUAUUAAGAUUAAUUCGGUUACACUUGGUGAUGAUAAGAAUAUUUUAAGUAUACAAGAAGAAGCGAGUCGUAUAAUUGAUUUAGCACUUUUACCUUUCAUUCAACCUUCCAAAUCAAAGACAAUGCGUAUUCUUUAUGGUGUAGUAGGUGAAGGAAUGGGUCAUGCUACACGAUCGAAAGUUACACUUGAAAUAUUAAUGAAAGAACAACAUCAUGUUAAAGUGGUUGUGAGUAAUCGUGCAUAUAAAUUUCUUGAUGAAAACUUUUCCCAUCGAUUUCCACGUUGUGCUGCAGCGAAUCAUGAUGAAGCAGCUAUUGAUAUAAUCGAAAUCGAAGGUUUAACAAUGCAAUAUGUUAAUAACGUCUUUGAUGAAAAAGCAUCCGUUUUACAUACGAUGCAACGUAUGCCAACGAUGGUUAACAAAAAUAUGAGUGCAUUUUUUCGAAAUCUUGUAUUCUGGAAGCCUCAAGCGGUUAUCAGUGAUUUUGAUAGUUUUGCAUAUAUGUUUGCUCAAUUACAUGGAUUACCAAUUCUUUCAAUUGAUAAUCAACAUGUAGUACGACGAUGCUCAAUUCCAGAAGAAGCUCGAGAAUCAGAUCCCAAAGCAUUCAGUACAUACAAAGGUUUUGUUAAAGGAAAAUUACCAUUCUGUAAUCAUUAUAUCAUUACUGGUUUUUUUAUUCCUGAAAUUCGUGAUAAAUACAAAAGUAAUACAACACUUGUUCCACCUAUUCUUCGUCAAAGUAUUAUUGAUGCAAAAACAAUACCAGCUGAGCAAGGCGAACAUUUUCUUGUAUAUCAAAGUAGUAAAAGUGAUACAUCUCUUAUUGAUACUUUACAAGCUUUUGGUGAAAAAUGUAUUAUUUAUGGACUUGGUCGAGAAGAAAAAAUUGGUAAUCUAGAAUUUAAAGGUUUUUCUGAACAAGGAUUUGUUGAUGAUCUAGCCAGUGCUAAAGGUGUUAUUGCCAAUGGUGGACUUUCUCUUAUGAAUGAAGCAGUUAGUUUACAACGACCAUUUUUUAGUGUACCAGUCGAGAAUCAAUAUGAACAAGUAUUGAAUGCUUGGUAUUUAGAAAAACUCGAGUAUGGAAUCUUUGCAGAUAAAAUAGAAGUUGAAGCAUUGAAAAAAUGGGUACAAAAUAUUCCAAAGUAUGCUAAAGCACUGUCAAAUUAUCAUCAUGAUUCAAAUAUGCAUUUGCAUAACACGGUUAAAAGAGUUCUCGAUGAAUUCAGUCACAAAUUUAUAUGGUGGGAUCCAUUAAAAUGUUUUUAA